AUGAGAUGUUGUUCAAAGCCCCGCGGGCUCAGAAAAUACAAAAUGGCGGACGGAACCGAGAUAGAACAACUUAGAGAAGAAAUCGCAAAACAAACAAAAAAACUUGAGCAUAUGAAAGCGAUCCUUAGAGAGAAGGAGAAAGAACUACAGUCAAGAAUUAACAUUCCCUCAAAGCAAAAUGAGAAGACUAAGAAUUUGACAAACUCUGAAAUCUCUCGAUAUAGCAGACAGCUGAUACUGCCUGAAAUAGGAGUCAAAGGUCAACAAAGUUUGAAGAGUUCCUCUGUCCUGGUUGUUGGGGCAGGUGGACUGGGAUGCCCUGCUGCCUUGUAUCUGGCUGCUGCCGGUAUAGGCUGCUUAGGACUGGUGGAUUACGAUGUAGUAGAUACCAGCAACCUUCAUAGACAAGUACUGCACACUGAGGACAGAGUUGAAGUACCUAAAGUGGAGUCUGCGAAGCAAACACUUCUAAGGCUAAAUUCAGACGCCCAAUACAAUACCCACUGCCUCCAGUUAAACAGUGUGAAUGCUCUUGAUAUUAUCAACAAGUAUGAUGUCAUUGUGGAUGCUACUGACAAUGUGGCCACGAGGUAUCUAUUGAAUGAUGCCUGUGUCUUAGCCAAGAAGCCACUUGUUUCUGGUAGUGCCUUGAGACUAGAAGGCCAGCUUGUUGUGUAUAACCAUGAUAAUGGCCCAUGCUACAGAUGUCUAUUCCCCACCCCUCCACCCCCUGAGACAGUUGGCAACUGCUCAGAUAAUGGAGUCCUUGGCGCAGUUCCAGGGAUAAUCGGUACUCUUCAGGCAAUUGAAGUUAUCAAAAUCAUCACCAGUGGGAAAUCCAGCUUUUCUCGUAAGAUGUUAGUCUAUGAUGCGAUGGACAGCAGAUUUCUUCAAGUCAAGCUCCGUCCUAAGCAGCAGACUUGUAGCGUAUGUGGAGACUCGCCCACAAUCCACACUCUUAUAGAUUAUGAACAAUUUUGUGGUACAGCAGCUACGGAUAAGUCUAAACCCAUCAGUAUCCUUGAGAGAGAGAACAGAAUAUCCGUCCAGGAGUACAGCAGUAUUUUGGACUGCAAACAGCCCCAUAUACUUUUGGAUGUGCGAGAACCAGUAGAGCUAGACAUCUGUGCACUUCCAGACACGCUCAAUAUUCCGCUGCGGCGACUGUCCUCAAAAUACCACAUCAAUCAACUGGCGCAAAACAUCGAUCAACUAAGUAACCAUACCUCCACAGGCGACCCAGUUAAUGUGUACGUGGUCUGUAGACUUGGCAACGACUCCCAGAAAGCGGUACAGAUCUUGCAGCAAAAGUACAACUUACUAAGAGACCGAUCAAAAGACAUAACUUGUGCAGAACAACCGGAUUGUAGGACACAAGUCAACGAGUCGAAUGACCGUGACUCGGUUGGUACUGAAUCGAUGAACAGACGGAUUGUGUUUAAAGACAUUAUUGGUGGUCUUGCUGCAUGGGCUAGGAAGAUAGACAACACCUUUCCCGUAUAUUAGACAAAAGUUAACCAAUUUGCACCUUGAUCGCCCGUCCGAUUAAAGACAUUUUGGCUCGUUUUGUGAUCAAAUACAUUGGGCGACGCACAGCAUGGGCUAGGCGGAUACACCCUGUCAAGUAUAUUAGAUACAAAUUAACCCAUUUGACCCUUUACUACCCAUCACUAUCGCUCGUCAAAUUGUGCUCAGCCGUUGCAUGUGCUAGCAGGUCGACAACACCUUCCUCGUCGGAAAGUAUUUUAUUUUGUCUCAUUCCACUCGCGCAAGUAAUAAUCCUAUUUAUGAAUAAAAAAAUGAAAGCACAGAGUAUUACAAAGACUAGACGCACAUGGAAUGCUGGGUAAAAUUGGGGAAAUCAAAAAAGGGUUACGCCACGACUUUGCCCCGGGUAUUAUUGCGAGAUAUAAGUUAGUUCUAAGGAAUCCUACAAGAGUGUCUUAUGGCUUUAUCUUUUUACUUUAUUUUAUGGCAAUUCCCAAGACAACCGGCAACAAAAAAUUAAGGCUUCGUAACAAGCGAUUCUGUGGGCCCAAAAAUGGGGAGGGCGCAAAAAAAAAGGAAGAAAGAAAAAGGUGUGCUUGCACAAAUUUUGCGAUUUCUGGCAAUGUUGCCUACGUAGGCUAGGAACUACCCUGGCCUGUUCGUGCUCUUGAUGUAUUGAAAGCAUCAGUGUCGCCCUUAGCGUGCCCACGGGAAAUACAACUCCAACUUUCCAACUCCGCAUAAUACAACCCCACACGUUAUGUAAAUUGUAAUUUAUUCAAAUCUUCAUAAAUUUUCUUUUAAAUACUGCUUUUCCUGUAACGUUUGUCAAUAAUUCUAGAUUUCAUAAAACACGUCUGGGAUAUAGCUAGGAGAAAAAAAGGAAAAUGCCGUGUGGUCACGUACUCUAAGGCGCCCGUGUUAAUCUCAACACGGUAAAUAUCGCGAGAGGGGGGCCCAAACAGUAGGCAGCCUAACGUACGAGACGAGGCGAUUCCUAGCUCCAUCCCAGUACGAGAGAGGAUGAUGAGGAUGAGAGGGGAGGUACAUAAGUAUAAGUAGAAUUCAGCAUAAAAUAGUAGUCGCAGACAUUAUCCGGGGCGUCAUCUGUCGUGAGGCACGCGUCUGUACAUAUCUGAAAAAAGUAACAUGGAUUAGUCUUUUUAAUAGUUUGCGUACUAACCUUUGUUUUCGUUUAGAAAGCACUAUUUUUUUCCAUUUUCCCAUUGAAUUUUUUGUCAACUAAAUAACUAUAAUGUAUGGCGACAGUCUGCGUUUCGCGAUAGCUAUUCCAGGCAGACUUUUAUUAAGGUUAUAUAAGAAUAGAUUGCGAAAAAGCACUCGCCUAAGAAAAAGUCAACGCCACCGUUGAAAACAAAAUCCUACUAUCUCAACCCCAGGGUUGUGUUCCUUGAAAGCAGGUUAACGUUAACCCAGGCAUAAAUGCCUUUUUUUAUCCAAUCAAAUGUCAAGAUAGCCGUUUUUAUCCCUGGGAUAGCGCUAACCUGAUUUCGGGAACCCGGCCCAAAUAAGGACCGCUACGUCGUAUGCUCUCAAUAAAAAUAGAGAUAUUUUAUCGUGA
Messenger RNA from Nematostella vectensis (starlet sea anemone), 3070 nucleotides. Its product is annotated as adenylyltransferase and sulfurtransferase MOCS3. The record is from RefSeq and is a predicted model, not a curated record. Gene Ontology annotation, cellular component: cytosol; cytoplasm. The transcript is spliced from 13 exons. NCBI's taxonomy places the organism in Eukaryota, Metazoa, Cnidaria, Anthozoa, Actiniaria, Edwardsiidae. Gene Ontology annotation, biological process: tRNA wobble position uridine thiolation; protein urmylation. Gene Ontology annotation, molecular function: thiosulfate-cyanide sulfurtransferase activity; adenylyltransferase activity; URM1 activating enzyme activity. The coding region runs from base 1 to 1506 and encodes 501 amino acids.